This is a messenger RNA of Guillardia theta CCMP2712, 2701 nucleotides long. RefSeq lists its product as hypothetical. Gene Ontology annotation, cellular component: cytoplasm. The transcript has a single exon. Bases 1 to 2652 code for a protein of 883 amino acids. Lineage: Eukaryota; Cryptophyceae; Pyrenomonadales; Geminigeraceae. Gene Ontology annotation, biological process: cellular response to heat; protein refolding. The record is from RefSeq and is a predicted model, not a curated record. Gene Ontology annotation, molecular function: ATP binding; ATP hydrolysis activity.
AUGCUUGAUGCGCAGCAAUACACGGAGAAGGCGUUUGCAGCGAUGCAAAGGCUGCCCGAAGUCGCGGAGAAAUUCAAACAGCAGUUUCUUGAAGCCGAAAUACUCUUCCACUCUUGUCUUCAGGACGAAACAGUGCAGAGGAUUGUCUCCAAAGCAGCAGGGAAAGGAGCAUUCAGCUCCCUGAUGCAGCAGCUUGUUCAGGCCUCUGAAGAGUACUUGAAGACGUUGCCGCAGGUGUCGGGAGCAGGUCAGAAGAUCCUUGGCAGCUCCAUGAGGAAUACCCUUCAAGAGGCUCAGGCUAUGAAGAAGCGUUUGCAAGACGACUUCAUCUCAAUCGAACAUCUCUUCAUCGCCUCCAUACGAUCAUCCAAGUUCAAAGACAACGGCGUGCUCGCCCGUUUCGGCCUCACAAUUGAAUCGCUCGAGCGCGCGGUCGAAGAGAUCCGAGGAGGGCAGCGAGUGACUAGCAGAAACCCGGAGGCGACCUACGAGGCUCUGCAGAAGUACGGACGAGAUCUCACCGAGGCAGCGAAGGCUGGGAAGCUUGAUCCCGUCAUCGGGAGAGAUGAGGAGAUCAGAAGAACCAUGCAGAUCCUCUCUCGCCGCACCAAGAACAACCCCGUGCUCCUGGGGGAGGCAGGCGUUGGGAAGACGGCAGUUGCGGAAGGGUUGGCCCAGAGGAUCGCAGCUGGCGAUGUCCCUGCUUCGCUCCAAGGCCGGAAGCUCUUUGCCCUUGACCUGGCUGCGCUCGUGGCGGGAGCCAAGUAUCGGGGCGAGUUCGAGGAGCGCCUCAAGGCCGUGAUCAAGGAGGUGACGGACUCGAACCAAGGCAUCAUCCUCUUCAUCGACGAGAUCCACACCGUCGUGGGAGCUGGAGCCACUGACGGCGCCAUGGACGCAGGCAACCUGCUGAAGCCGAUGCUGGCUCGUGGGCAGCUGAGAUGUAUCGGAGCGACUACAUUGGACGAGUACAAGAAGUACAUCGAGAAGGACCCUGCCCUAGAGCGUAGGUUCCAGCAGGUCAUGGUCGAUGCUCCCUCUGUGGAGGACACCAUUACAAUCCUCCGUGGUCUCAAAGAUCGCUACGAAGUUCACCAUGGCGUUAGGAUUGCCGAUGCCGCUCUCGUGGCCGCAGCUGUGAUGUCCGAUCGAUACAUCUCUGACAGGUUUUUGCCCGACAAAGCCAUUGACCUUGUUGAUGAGAGUGCGGCGAGACUGAAGAUGGAGAUGACAUCGAAGCCAACGAGUAUCGACACAAUCGACAGAAAGAUCAUGCAGCUGGAAAUGGAGAAACUGAGCCUGUCCACGGAUGACAGCUCGGCUGCAAAGCAACGACUCUCGGGGAUCGAGAACGAGAUCGCGAAGCUGUCGAAGAAGCAGAAGUCAAUGAUGUCGAGAUGGGAGAAGGAGAGGGCGAACGUGAAUCAGGUCCAGAACGUCAAAGAGGAGAUGGACAAGGUCAGAAUUGACAUCGACAAGGCAGAGGCCUCCUAUGAUCUCUCCAGGGCAGCUCAGCUCAAGUAUCAGGUGCUCCCAGAGCUGAAGAAGAAGCUCGAGGAUGCAGAGAAGCUCUUGGCAGAGCAACAAGGUACCCUGAUGCGCGAUCAAGUGACAGACUCCGAUAUUGCCAACGUCGUCAGCGCCUGGACAAGGAUUCCAGUCAAUAAGUUACAGUCAUCAGAAAAGGAGCGCCUCCUUCAGCUCGAGGAGCGCCUGUCCAAGCGCGUUGCGGGUCAGCCUGACGCCGUCAAGGCCAUCGCAGAGGCUGUUCAGAGGUCAAGGGCAGGACUGUCCAACCCCGAGCGGCCAACUGCGAGCUUCAUGUUCCUUGGCCCCACUGGAGUUGGGAAGACGCAGCUUGCGAAGACUCUAUGUGAGGAGUUGUUUGACAGUGAGAAGCAGAUGGUUCGACUCGACAUGUCUGAGUACAUGGAGAAGCAGUCAGUCUCACGUCUUCUCGGGGCCCCUCCGGGCUACGUGGGAUACGAGGAAGGGGGUCAGCUGUCGGAGGCCGUGAGGAGGCGACCGUACUCUGUCAUCCUCUUUGACGAGAUCGAGAAGGCACACCCGGAAGUUUUCAAUGUGCUGCUGCAGAUCCUCGACGAUGGGCGGGUGACGGAUGGGCAGGGGAGGACCGUGGACUUCAAGAACACCAUCAUCAUCUUCACGUCGAAUAUCGGAUCUCAGAACAUCCUGGAUCUCGCAGGGAGGCCGGACGCAGAGGGGGAGAUGAGGAUGCGCGUCAUGAACGAGAUGAAGGCUCGCUUCCGCCCAGAGUUCAUCAACCGCCUGGACGAGUUCAUCAUCUUCCGAGGGCUCGACAAGGAGUCCAUCCGUUCCAUCGUUCAGCAGCAGGUGGCUCAGCUCAACAAGCGGCUCAAGGACAAGGACAUGAGGGUCCAGUGCAGUCAGGAGGCGCUCAACUACCUUGCUGACAUCGGGUACGAUCCAGUCUACGGGGCUCGCCCGCUCCAGCGAGCCAUCAGGCGGGAGCUCGAGACGCCCAUCGCUCGAGAGAUGUUGUCCAGCAAUUUCAAGGACGGCGAUUCGAUCCUGGUGGACAUCGUCAAUGAUCGGCUGACGCUGACUAGGGUUGAUGACGUAGAGGCUCUUGAGGAGAAGGAGCUUGUUGAAUCCUCUACGACCGUUUAAGACUCGACUUUCUUUUAAUGCAUGCAUGUACAACCCCACACAUCAAUUU